CCUUUCCGGCGCGCGGGCAGGCGGUUCCGGCGCAGCCACUGGCGGUGUGUGUGAGGCCUGGCGGGGAUGUUAAUGGUGGACGCUGCUCCCGCCGCUGAGCAGCAGUGACCCAGCCCCGCCCGCUACCAUGUCCGUGGUGCCGCCCAACCGCUCGCAGACCGGCUGGCCCCGCGGGGUGAACCAGUUCGGCAACAAAUACAUCCAGCAGACCAAGCCGCUCACGCUGGAGCGGACCAUCAACCUGUAUCCACUUACAAAUUAUACAUUUGGCACGAAGGAACCCCUUUAUGAGAAGGACAGUUCAGUGGCAGCCCGGUUUCAGCGCAUGAGGGAAGAAUUUGACAAGAUUGGAAUGAGGCGGACUGUAGAGGGUGUUCUGAUUGUUCACGAGCAUAGGCUGCCCCAUGUGUUACUGUUGCAGCUAGGUACAACGUUCUUCAAACUACCAGGUGGUGAACUCAAUCCAGGAGAAGAUGAGGUAGAAGGACUCAAACGUUUAAUGACAGAGAUACUGGGACGUCAGGAUGGAGUUCAGCAAGACUGGGUGAUUGAUGACUGCAUUGGUAACUGGUGGAGACCAAACUUUGAACCUCCACAGUAUCCAUAUAUUCCAGCUCACAUUACAAAACCUAAAGAGCACAAAAAGCUCUUCUUGGUUCAGCUGCAGGAAAAGGCUUUGUUUGCGGUCCCAAAAAAUUACAAGUUGGUAGCUGCACCGUUGUUUGAGCUGUAUGACAAUGCCCCAGGAUAUGGACCUAUCAUUUCCAGCCUUCCUCAGCUUUUGAGCAGAUUCAAUUUUAUUUACAACUGAAUUCCCAUAUACCUGAAGAGUGUGGUAGAAGAAGCCGUCUCUGUGAGCACAGCUUUAAGAUGUAGAGGGAAGAAUACAUGUGAUGCAAGGAUUUUUUUUUUCCUGAAAACUGCUAAACUUUCUAUUGUCUGAAUAGCAAAGUGAAUCUCAACUGUGUAGAUAGUGGGAUGUCAAAUGUGAUUCAGUGUUUUAAUCACUUUUCAUUGUAAUAGUCACCAGUUUUUUUUGUACAACAUUAAACAAAAUAGAUUGGA
Messenger RNA from Caretta caretta (loggerhead turtle), 1065 nucleotides. It is a transcript of the gene NUDT21, whose product is annotated as nudix hydrolase 21. NCBI's taxonomy places the organism in Eukaryota, Metazoa, Chordata, Testudines, Cheloniidae. Gene Ontology annotation, biological process: mRNA 3'-end processing. Gene Ontology annotation, cellular component: mRNA cleavage factor complex. Gene Ontology annotation, molecular function: mRNA binding. The record is from RefSeq and is a predicted model, not a curated record.